This is a messenger RNA of Fusarium sp. VM40, 1650 nucleotides long. Lineage: Eukaryota; Fungi; Ascomycota; Sordariomycetes; Hypocreales; Nectriaceae. The record is from the annotation of a GenBank genome assembly.
AUGGCUACUAAACGUUUUCAUCUUAUGGGCGAGGACCCUUCAACCGCCCAAGAAAUUGAGUUGCAUUCAUCAUUAGACGAGCAGAGUCUACAACAUUUGGUUGCGUCGCAUUUUGCAAUUGUUAAUCCCAAUGGCAUUGGCUUUGUUACGGAUUCAGAGGCGCUCACAACAGUUGCUGAUGUCCUUGGUGCUGACAACAUUGCCAUCACCAUCGAUGGAAAGGCUGUUCGUGAGGUCCCAGGCCCCAAAGGACUGCCUCUUGUAGGCAACUACUUCGAGGUCUACCCCGAUCAUCUCGGUAACCAUCAACGGUUGUUUGAGAAGUAUGGUCCUUUGUUCAGAACAACAAACAUGGGCAGCACCAUCUACCACACAAACGACCCCCAGCUAGCCACUAUUGUCUUUGGCGAGACAGAUUUCUUCUCAAAGAGAAUCAUCGACGGCCACCCUCUGAACCCUAUCAAGAACAAGGAAGCCGGUGUGUUCCUUGGUGAUACUGAUACUGAGGAGUGGAGAGAGGUGCACAAGUUCCUGCCCCCUGCUCUUGGACCUAAGGCUGUGCGCCAUUACGCUCCCACCAUGCAAAAGACAGUUGAGGACGCUUUCAAAGUUUUCGAUGAGCUUGAUGAGCGUGACGAGGCUUGGAAUGUAUACCCUUAUAUGCUUAAGCUUGGAGCACAGGCUGUUGGAAAGCUGGUGCUCGGUAUGGACUUCCAGCACUUUACAUCUCCUGAUGCACGACCACACGCCAUGGUGUUGAGAAUUGCGCAGUCUCUGGAACUCAACAAGAAGAUUACAUCUAUGGGCAGCUGGUACAAGAACCUUCCAUUCGGCGACCCUCAGCGUCUGCGUGAUGCUCGUGCUCACAUGGAGGCUAUGAUGACAGAAUCUGUGGAGAAUGCUUCCAAGGGUGUUGGUGAUUUGGAGCUUCAGGACGCUGCUGUCCAGGCCGAGAACAUGGUUGACUACGUCCUCCGUGCUAGUGACAGCAAAGGCAACAAGCUACCCCGUGAGCGAAUUAUGGAACCUCUUGUUGUUGCGACUGGUGCCGGUUUCACCACAACCAGUUCUCUUCUCUCAUGGCUUCUGUACGGCCUCGUUGCAUACCCCGGUAUGCAGGAGAGACUCCUCCAGGAAAUGGUUGACAACGGUUUUGAUGAGAACACUCAGAUUACUGCUGAUUUGACCAACAAACUCACAUUCCUUGACCACUACAUCAAGGAGACACAACGACGACACAACCCCUCAUACCAGCCUGCGCGAACAUCAUCAGUCGAUAUGAUUCUCCCCGGUGGUUACAAGCUCCCCAAGGACUCCAUCGUUAUUCCCGCUCUCCACCACAUCCAUAACAACACUAAGAUCUGGGACAACCCUGCUCUAUUCGACCCUGAUCGCUGGGACACCGACCGUGUCAAGAACCGUCCCAAGGACUCUUACAUUCCCUUCGCCACUGGUCCUCGUAUGUGUGUUGGUUUCAACUUUGCUCUACAGGAAGUGAAGGUGUUUUUGCCCAAGCUGGUGUAUCGAUACAAGUUCAGCAUGGCUCAAGAUGGACCUGUGGAGUAUGAUCCUAUGUUCCAGUUGAUUCGCCCGAAUAACCUAUAUGUGAGGGCUGAGAGGAGAAUAAAGUGGCCUUCAAAGAGUGAUUAA